CUACCCCAGGAAAUCAGCGUUGACCGCAGAUUCAAUUCUCCAACGAAAACAACAACGCUUCAGGCGACGAUCUUCCACUUCAUCCAACACCUCACUCGUUUUGAAAUCACAAUGGUCCACUUCAGAGCAACACUCGCAGUGGCUGCCCUUUCGGUCGUUUCCUCCGUCGUCGCCGUUCCAGUAGGCUUCGAUGAAUACGACGCCCGCCGGGAGCUCACAGACCUUGAGCUCGUGGAGAGAGAUCCCCUCUUCGGUGCAAUCGCGAGCGUCGCAGGAAACCUUCUCGGAGGACUUAUGGGAGGCGGCGGCAGCUCGAGCCCCCCACCCCCUCCUCCACCUAAGCCCAAGCCCAAGCCUAAGCCUAGGCGCAAGGCACCGCCCAAGAAGAAGGCAGCCCCCAAGAAGAAGGCAGCCCCAAAGAGGAAGGCAGCUCCCAAGAAGAACAACAACCGAAGGAGAAAGAGGGACUUGGAGGAUUUGGAAGACCUCGUCACCAGAGCGAUCUAUGAAUUUGACCUGGACGAGUUGCUCUAAAUAAAAGAUUCUCUGCCGUCGUCUAGCUUGUAACUAGAUUUCAAUUGAACAUGUUGUGGCUUUGAAUCUUUUCAA
Coprinopsis cinerea okayama7#130 is the source of this 609-nucleotide messenger RNA. RefSeq lists its product as hypothetical. Lineage: Eukaryota; Fungi; Basidiomycota; Agaricomycetes; Agaricales; Psathyrellaceae. The transcript has 2 exons. The record is from RefSeq and is a predicted model, not a curated record. The coding region runs from base 112 to 534 and encodes 140 amino acids.